AUGCACGUACAAUAUAUAUAAUUACAGAUGUUGUAUUCGCAAACUACAUGAAAAUAACGGAUCAAUUAGGAAAUCAGCAAAGUUUAUUCACUUCAAAUGACGUCACCCCUAUUGGCUUCAAAUAUAGAAAGUACAAAAUAAACAGCGAUGGAUUGUUUUGCGCCGAAAUUUCAACAGAGUUGCAAAAUAAGGCUCACUGGCUAAAACCAUUUCCCCAAGAAUUACCAUCAGGAGAGCCAAGAUGGGGACUCAUCAUAAAAAUGAACACCCCUGGUCGCAAAAUGAAAAGCAUUUGGACAAUUCCUACAGAAUGUGCUCCUAGAAGACCUGUUAAUGUUGGUGUUACAUUUCAGAGAAUUGGUAAUUUAGUUCGAAUGGACAGUCAUGAAGCUAUUAACGAGGAUCGUAUAAUCAUCGGCAACAAUGAAAUAUUUGAAGAUGACGACGGAAUGCACAUCAUAAACCACAGAAGAGCAAUUGACCAGGAGAACAUCCUUAGGAGGGCUCAUUCAUUGAAUGAUCUUCGAGACAUAUAA
Parasteatoda tepidariorum (common house spider) is the source of this 536-nucleotide messenger RNA. RefSeq lists its product as uncharacterized. Lineage: Eukaryota; Metazoa; Arthropoda; Arachnida; Araneae; Theridiidae. The record is from RefSeq and is a predicted model, not a curated record.